This is a messenger RNA of Scedosporium apiospermum, 876 nucleotides long. RefSeq lists its product as uncharacterized. The transcript is spliced from 2 exons. The record is from RefSeq and is a predicted model, not a curated record. NCBI's taxonomy places the organism in Eukaryota, Fungi, Ascomycota, Sordariomycetes, Microascales, Microascaceae. Bases 1 to 876 code for a protein of 291 amino acids.
AUGGAUUUGGCCACGACGGCGGGGGCGUCUGACCCACCAAGCGAAUCGUCGCCGGUCAUGCAGUUCACGACUGUCGAGGCGCUGUUUGAAGAGAUCGAAAAGGUCGAAAAAGUCGAUGGAGAUAUCCUUACUGUUAAGGGUGUUUCGCCGACGGCGUGCACCGCCAUCGACAAGGGGAGAGAGAGGAAGCGGCGACGUAUCAGAUUCCGACGAUAUAUGCCCCAGAAAGGAAUCUUGAUAAUAACAAUCCCGACAGCUGUGCAUGAGCAGCUGCAUUGUGUCCUUGGUGGGGAGGUCGAAAAUCGAAUCUGGACAAUGGGCCUUCGAGACGAAUGGAACACAAUGGCGGCCACCACAUUCCGAUCAUCUGGAGGAGGUGAAGGAGAAGGGGACUGGACAGGUGGCCCACGGCCUCUACGUACGGGUCGAGACAAGUGGCCAACUCUGGUGAUUGAAGCUGGAACCUCAGAGACUCUAGACGAACUGAGAGAGGACAUGAGAUGGUGGUUUUGGGCGUCAAACCAUGAAGUCAAGAUUGCUCUUCUCGCCAAGUUUGAUCGCCGCCACAGACGAAUUCAGCUUGAGAAGUGGAUAGAGGUCCCACUCGGUCCUCGACACGGCGCAACAAACACCCGUAACGACCCUGAACCUGAGCCAGAUUGCCCACAGGGUACGAUAACAAUCACUCGGACUGCCAGAAUCGCCGAUACGGAUCCAGCUCGGCUGAAUCCUGCGUCCUAUAUCGCCACCAGUGGUGCGUUACGACUAGAGUUCAGCCUUCUGUUCUUACGACCUCCAGGGCAUGGUGAGGGUGACAUCGUGAUCGGCGCACAAGAUCUGCAGAGGUUGGCAAUGAGAAUCUGGGAAUGGGUUUAG